AUGAGAGAAAAAAGGGAUCAAAGUUUUGAGGAUUCAGGUGAUGAUUGGAGCUGUCGAAAAAUCCUUCUCUUCAGCUGCUCGUUGGUGGCAUUGAGAGCGUCACCUUGGGCGAUGAAGAAGCAAGGCGAAGAGAAGUGCAGAAGACAGUUCUUGAGAGAAAAUGGUUCUCCCACAUUUACAUGUGCUGUUGAAAUGAUAUCUAGAACUGAAUGUCGUGUCCAUCACAGAUUAGAUGCUACUGUGGAUGCAAUACUUUCAGGAAAAUCUCCUUUGUUUGAAAUCCGUCACAUGGAUCCUGAGGUGAAAAGCUCAGAUGAUUUGGCGAAGAUCUCACAAAAGCAGCAGAAGGAAGACACUGAUUUCGUUAAGCUUGCUAACAGAAGUACUACUGGAACAGAGUCCGAGGAUGACUUAUGA
Molecule: messenger RNA, 417 nt
Organism: Beta vulgaris subsp. vulgaris (sugar beet)
Lineage: Eukaryota; Viridiplantae; Streptophyta; Magnoliopsida; Caryophyllales; Amaranthaceae
Exons: 4
Coding region: 1-417 (138 amino acids)
Source: RefSeq, a predicted model, not a curated record